Molecule: messenger RNA, 1966 nt
Organism: Nicrophorus vespilloides
Lineage: Eukaryota; Metazoa; Arthropoda; Insecta; Coleoptera; Silphidae
Product: tryptophan--tRNA ligase, cytoplasmic
Exons: 4
Coding region: 593-1816 (407 amino acids)
Biological process (GO): tryptophanyl-tRNA aminoacylation
Cellular component (GO): cytoplasm
Molecular function (GO): tryptophan-tRNA ligase activity; ATP binding
Source: RefSeq, a predicted model, not a curated record
CAAAAACAAAGACGAAGGAAAACCUUAAUCAACGCAACGAUUAUUAUCGUUAGGAACGGGUGAAUUCCUGUGUAAGGAAUUAACGGUGAAACUGUGAAAGAAUCUUCCAACUUGCUGCUUGUUCAGAGUAAAUACGUAUGGAGAACAAAAAUAAAUCAUCGAAUGAUUUAUGGAUGCGGACAGAUGUAAACAAAGGACGUGGCUGUCAAGAGGUAUUGCGAAAUGCAAUCGCAGAAUCAAGUGUGUUCGAAAAACAAGUGCAGAUAAAACAGUUGAAUGCAUCAAUUCUUCGGAGACAUUUAAAAUUCGACGGAGACGAAUAUCGAUCGGGCAUGAUGGUAAACAAACAAAGGCGAUUGUUUUGGUGCCUGUUGCGAAAUAGUCUGUGUAGUUAAAGAGCAGCGUUCGAGAGGGAGACGUAACGUAACUGUACGUUGAAUAAGGAAGUGCAUGUAACUACAUCUAUAACAGUGGAUUUUAAUAAUAUUUGGUAAUGCUGAUCUCUCUGACAACGAACAUAACCUGCAAAUUUUAAAUGCCAAGUAGUGGAAACACCUGCAUGCUGCGGCUGUGAAUAAAUUUAACAAUCCAUAUGGCUGAGGAAAUAUCCAAGACUAUGGAGGAAGUAAAAGUAGUGGACAGCCCUGACGACGAUUUCGUCGAUCCAUGGAACGUGCAAAGUAAAUCGGACGCCGGAAUUGAUUAUGCUAAGUUAAUCAAACGCUUCGGAAGUAGUAAAAUUGAUCAGGAAUUGAUUGAUCGCUUUGAAAGUAUCACUGGAAAGAAGGUGCACCAUUUCUUGAGGAGAGGAAUCUUUUUCUCGCACAGAGAUUUCCAUACGAUUUUAACUCAAGUGGAAUCAAAGAAACCUUUUUAUUUGUAUACUGGUAGAGGACCAUCCUCAAGUUCCAUGCAUGUGGGUCACUUGAUUCCGUUCAUCUUCUGCAAGUGGCUGCAGGAAGUUUUCGAUGUUCCUUUAGUGAUACAGCUGACUGAUGAUGAGAAAACCUUGUGGAAAGAUAUCAAGUUGGAGGAUGCUAGGAAAAUGGCUUAUGAGAAUGCUAAGGAUAUCAUUGCAAUUGGUUUCGAUGUAAAGAAAACCUUUAUUUUCUCUGACUUAGAAUACAUUGGAGAACGUCCAGAGUUUUAUCGUAAUAUGAUUAGGAUACAAAAGUGCGUGACUUUCAAUCAAGUGAAAGGCAUCUUUGGGUUCGGUGAUAGUGACGUCAUCGGAAAAAUCGCGUUUCCUGCAGUGCAGGCGACUCCGUGCUUAUCCACCUCUUUCCCCGAUAUCUUCAAGGACAAGAAAAUCCCCUGUCUGAUUCCUUGCGCUAUCGAUCAAGAUCCGUACUUCAGGAUGACCAGAGACGUCGCCCCUAGGUUAGGCUUCAAGAAGCCAGCAUUGCUUCACUCGAUCUUCUUCCCAGCUCUGCAAGGGGCCAAGACGAAAAUGUCCGCUUCCGAUCCGAACUCCACCAUCUAUUUAACCGAUACCGCUAAGCAACUGAAGAACAAAGUUAAUAAACACGCCUUCUCCGGUGGACAGACCACCGUGGAGGAGCAUAGGAAGUUGGGUGGAAACUGCGACGUUGAUAUAGCCUACCAGUAUUUGACGUUCUUCUUGGAAGACGAUGAGAAGCUCGAGGAAAUUAGGAAGAAUUACACCAGCGGUGAAAUACUUACCGGUGAAAUUAAGAAGAUGCUCAUCGAUACGAUCACGCCCAUCGUGCAGGAACAUCAGGAGAGACGGGCGAAGAUCACCGAUGAAGAAUUGAAGAUGUUCAUGACUCCGCGCAAAUUGAACUUCGAUUGCUGAGUUUUACGGUUGUGGCAUUUAGAGCAAUAACAUCUUAAUUUUACUAUUUAUAUUAUUUAUUUGAGUUUACUUUAAUAUUUUUGCAUUUAUUAGAGUUAUCGAUGGAAAUAAAUUGCUGCUCGCAAAAAUUAUACCAAAAAAUUGUUUGAA